AUGUGACUCUGCGAGUCGGCGGAUGUUGCCCACUGGUAGGAUUAUUAUAAAAGGGGCUCGCUUUCAUUCAAAUGAGCGCCCAACUCACAUUAUAUCGCAUUCCUGGUUCUUGUCCGUCGGAUAGUAUCUUUUCGUGGAAACCUGCAAGAUGAGCGCCCAGGUUGCAGACAAGUCAGACUCCCCGAUGGCAAGUGCUGUCCUCCAUCGACAUACCAGCUUUGUCCCCAAAAAGGCAGUUGGGGGAAAGGGUAGUUAUCUUUUCCUCGAAGACGGCACCAAGUUUUUGGAUUCAACGGGGGGUGCUGCGGUUUCCUGUCUAGGUCAUGGCAACGAGAAGGUCAACCAGGCCAUCAUCGAUCAGUUGCAGAAAAUUUCGUACUGUCACACUGCAUUCUUUGGAACAGACGUGUCUGAAGAGCUUGCUCGAUUUCUUGUUGAUUCGACGGGCGGGAAAUUUUCCAAGUUGUAUGUUGUUAGCUCUGGCUCCGAAGCGGUCGAAGCCGCAUUGAAGCUCUCCCGACAAUAUUUCCUCGAAUUGCCAACACCCCAACCGCAACGAACGCGAUUCAUCGCCCGCAAGCCCUCCUACCACGGUAUCACACUGGGUGCUCUAGGGGCAGGCGGUCAUGUCAUCCGACGAGAGCCAUUUGAGCCUCUUCUCUCAACAAACACAUCGCACGUCUCGCCAUGCUACGCUUACCGCGGCAAGAAAGACGGCGAAUCCGACGCAGAUUAUGUCACGCGUCUUGCCGACGAGCUUGACGCUGAGUUUCAACAUGUUGGACCGGAUACGGUGUGCGCGUUCAUUGCGGAACCUGUUGUCGGAGCCGCUUUAGGUUGCGUCCCCGCGGUCCCUGGAUACUUCCCUGCGAUGAAAUCAGUCUGCGAGAAAUACGGAGCCCUGUUUAUCCUCGACGAGGUUAUGAGCGGCAUGGGUCGCUGCGGUACCCUUCACGCCUGGGAGCAAGAAGGUAUUGUGCCGGAUUUGCAGACAAUUGGGAAGGCCCUUGGGGGUGGAUAUGCUCCGGUGUCGGGGCUUCUGAUCUCGGAUAAGAUCGUGCAAGCUAUCGACAAAGGUACCGGUUCAUUCCGACAUGGACAAACGUAUCAGGGUCAUCCGGUCUCGUGUGCCGCCGCGUUGGCGGUGCAAAAGGUCAUCAAAGAGGAGAGUCUGUUGGAGAAUGUCCGGAGUAUGGGUGGGUAUUUGGAGAAGAAACUGAGGGAGACCCUGGGAGACCAUCCAUACGUUGGAGACAUAAGGGGCAAGGGAUUGUUUUGGGGUAUCGAGUUUGUCAAGGAUAAAACGACCAAAGAGCCAUUCAGCACUGAGAUCACAGUGGCGCUUCUUAUCCAGGAGACCGGGCUCAAGCCUGAACAUGCGAUAUCGCUGUAUGCUUCAUCAGGGACUGCUGACGGAAUUAGGGGUGAUCAUGUCAUUCUGGCACCCCCGUAUAAUGUUACCAAGGAGGAGAUUGACAUUAUUGUCGAGACGACGAGGAAAGUCGUUAAUGAAGUGUUUGCUCGAGUAGGAUGAGGAUUCAGGUAAGGUUAAUGAAUUAUGUUCUACGGACUAUGUCGGAGAUUAUUGGACUAGAUUCGCUCUUAUUAUACAUAUUCCAGAACUAAGCUUUAGCUUCGGCUUCCAGCCCCUUGGAGACUACAUCCCCAUUUGUAGCAGUAGUCGAAGAAUUCAGAGACCACAUACUCGCAACAGUCUCAACAGCGCGCUCAAUCACUACCCUUACUCGGUCCCUUAAGACUGCAUUGACACAUUCGACCUCCAGAUCCUCCAGCCAUACCCUCGCAACAUGCUUAUCUACUUUGAUCUCGAUGCCAGGGACGGGGAUACCAAUGGCUUGAAGACGGGCGAGUUCAGCCGCUUCAAGUUUUGCAAUCGUCGCAUCAUCACGGAGAUCCUUGGUUUCGGAGGAGGCGGCCUCGGAGUCAGACUUGGCGGUGCCGUUCGUUGCUGUCUGGCGGUCCUCCGUUGAAGGAAGUCGUGGCCGCUCGAUAGGCGCAAUGUCAGAGCCGAAUUGCGCUUCUAGCAUCAUUAGGAGGCGGGCGAAUCGUUCCUCGGCAUCCUGAGCGGCGUGUGGGUUGAUCAGGUCUAGCCCGUCAUCGUGGUGAUGGUGGUGCUUGUGAUUGUGCUUAGCAGAUUCUGUGAGUUUAACAUUAGCAGGCGCGACGAUGCAUAAAACAAGAAUAACAUACGUUUCACGGACGCCGGGCUGCUUUCCACGGUGAGGAGAACCGCCAUGACGGCAUCGGCCACUCCGUCAUUCAUCAUGUUUCCUUCCCACUGCAGCUCUACCUCGCGUGUACGAGGGUGAUAUCGGACUAUGACGCAGCCCAGGACAAGGUAUGUCUGCGGCUUUUCCAUAGGAAUCUCCUCAUCUGCAGCUUCCACCUUCACAUGCUGUUUUGAUCCGUUGAUCUCGGCUUCUCGGUCCUCUUCCUUUGUGUCGUUGCCGAUCUCUUCAAUAGCACCAAAUGUACCCUCUAGAGCCCAUUUGAUCAAAUCCAUACUUGCAGAGCUUAGCGUGAUGUGCUGUCUGCAGGUAAUGGUCGUGGUCGCAAGACCAGCGUAUUCGCGGAGAUCAUCUGGUGCCAUUAAUGACAGAUCGAAGCCGUUUUGAACCAGAACUCCGGCCAUGAGCGGCCCUUCCUCUUGCUCCGUAGGGAUUGUCAUUUGCGCUAGUUUACCCACGACCUUGGCAAUUUUGUCUUUUCUGAAAGGGAUCCGGACUUCCUCGCAGUUGGCGGGGGUGUAGACCUUGACUUUGACGGUUUUGUCUGCAUUGAGACUGAGCAGUUUAGAUUUGAGACGCAUCAUCUGAUGUUUCUCACCGUGG
Molecule: messenger RNA, 2852 nt
Organism: Aspergillus calidoustus
Lineage: Eukaryota; Fungi; Ascomycota; Eurotiomycetes; Eurotiales; Aspergillaceae
Source: the annotation of a GenBank genome assembly